AAAUAAUUUAUUGUAAGUUAUAAAAAGUUAUCACAAUGGGAAAUUAUUCAGCCUCUUGGCUUGUGGAUUUAUUUCAUUCUGUGCCUCAUAUCAGCUUCCAAUUCACAGUUUUAUCUAAAGAAGAUUACCAUUUCGAUAAUCCUGCAUACUGGGAGAGUUUGGCCAUGAUAGCUCUCAUGGCAAUAUUUUUACUGUUGUUCACAAUGAUGGGAUUUGCGAUAUAUUUUUGCUGCCUGAAAGCAAAAGGAGGGGAGUUUGAAGGCAAAGAUACAGAUGGUGGAUGUUAUUGCUCCGUCUGUGUACUGGUUGUAUUUGUAAUGCUCAACCUUGCGGGAAUUGGAAUUGCCGUUUAUGGUAAUAUGCAGACUGGGGAUGGAAUAAAAGUUGUAGCAGUUGCGGUCCGUACAGCAAAUGAUACAUUUGUAUCACUUAAUGAUAAAGUCAGAAGUUUGCUCGAUUCAACUGAUGAGUUGAUGGAAUCUAUCACUGAAUUAAAAGAAAUGAAGACAGAUGAUAUUGAAAUUUUAAAUAUGGAAGGAUAUUCACAUAAGAUCUAUGAUGCCCUUAAUGUUGUAGCUGUGCCAUUGGAUAGCAUUGAAGACAGAUUAGGAUGGGCUGUAGAAAUUGUUGUUGUUACAGAGUAUUACAGGAGUCUCGUAACAUUUUGUCUUCUGGCAUUCCAGUGCUUUGUUUGUUUCCUUGGAAUGAUAGGGCUGUGUUGCAGAUCAAAAUGUACUCUAAUUGUUACGAUUGUUUUGGGAACUUUUUGUCUGACAGCAACUUACUUUUAUGUUGGAGCUGAUUUGCCUAUAAGUGUGGCCGCUGCUGAUUUUUGUGUUGAUCCAUUCAGAGCUAUUUAUAACCAGACUGUCAAUAAAGGAUACAUGUCUGAGAAAGUCGCAAAUUAUUUUCUCAAAUGUGAAACUGAUGAAUACCAUCCGUAUUCUUCAGAAAUAGAAGACGGCAGAAUUAUUUUGCAAAAGAUGGAACACUCUGCGGAGAUAAUAAGACAAGAAAAUAUAACGGAGGAACAAGAGGUUAUUCUACACUCAAUUGAAACCAAGAUUACUGAAAUGUUUUCGUUAAUUACCUCUCUCAAUGUUAUGGUGGAUUGCGAACCUUCUAAGAUUGCUCUUGGACAAACUAUCACAUCAAUCUGUGGUCCUGCUAUGGAAGGAUUAUUUGCAUUAGCUGCGGCAAUGCUCGCUACAGGAUUAUGCAUGACUUUUGCAAUUUGUGCAGCAGCUAAAACCGGCAAACAAUAUGGAAGACAUGUAUACAGAAGAGAUUCAAGCGAUUUGAUGGAAUAUGAUGAUGAUCCGUUUUUACCUCGUACAACUAACUAUCGGAAUAAUUCCGCUAGAAAUUCAAAUAUAACACGAACCAAUAAUCCAAUUUAUGCAACUACAACAUCCACAAAUAGUAACUAUGGAGUAGCCACCAAUACUUUGAGUUUUUUCAGAGAAGGUUCUGAUGAAGAUGUCAGUCUAAUUGAAAAUCCUCCUCCGUAUUCACCUCCAAGGCCAUCAUCUCGAUACAGUCCGUGAGAAUGUAGAUUAUAAACAUUUUUGCAAUACAGAACAAUGGGCUUGGAGCACAAACAUGGAAAGGCGAAGAAAUCAUUAUUGCAAAUAAAAUAUAUUGCAAUAUAAAAAUGCCGAAUGUUCUGAGUUGUCACUCAUAACUCAAUGAGCAGCUGAAAAUGAAUAAUAAAUUUGACAGUAAUAAUCUCUAAUGAGGGAUUGCACUUUGAAAACAUUUUUUUUCAUUUUUUGUCUUCAAGUAUUUCCGAAUGUCAGGUUCAUAUUUUUUUAUGAGUUAUUAAGAUACCCUCAUGUUGAAAUAUUUGUUAUUUUACAUUUUAUCGAUCGCUGAAAGUUAAAUUUUAUAACAUUGCUUUGUGAACGUCAUGUGCCUUUUUUACUGUCAAUCCCCGCUUAGAGAUGCUUUUCUUGUUCAUACUAGCCAAAUUUUUGUGUCAAAAAUAUUUUAUGUUGUGGUAUAAUUUGGUAGGAAUUGGUGAAAAUCUUUCACUGAAAAUAUCCUUUGGGAAAUUUUUAAACCAGUUUAAAAAAUAUUGCGCAAAGUUUUCAUGCAUGGUAAAUGAGACAUUGGAAACACCACUGCCUACUUCGAUAUAUUCUCGAUUCUACAAAAGUUCAUAAUCAAUUCGCGUAUAAUAUUACUUUUAUUCUUACUAAUUGCACUAUUUUGCUAUCUAACGCAAUUACAAAACUAAUCUUCUACCUUGUAAGCCCCAAUACCAUUUUUUCUAAAAGUUUAGUACAGGGCUCUCUGUGCCUGUAUGGUACAACCAUAUUUGAUACAUUUGAAUAUAUUUGGCUCUGGAUUUUGAAUUUACUAAAAAACACGGCAAGUACCUUUGUAAUAUUGCAUCUUGCCGCUUUGUUUGGAAGAUAUCAUGCUAAUUUGUAUGGCUGAGUCCAUUACAUACCGUACCAAUUCAGAAUUGAACUGCAUUCAAUAUGGAGUUACUUUCAUUAUAGCAAUAGUUUAAGCAAACUUUCAUUUUGCCAAUUGGUGAUGACAUACAACCGGUACGUACGCAUUCGCUUUAUUGUAUGCUCAAGUCCUUAAUAAUUAAUAACUAAUUUUCUAUAUAUUUUCAUGAGCAAAGCUAUUUUGUAAUAUAUUAUCUUAUUUUUUUAUUUCAUAUAUUUAUUUGCUUACAUCAGUGUUUGUUACGCUUAAUAAUGUGCUUAAUUUCGUAUUGUGAUUAUUUUAUGUUUUAUCAUUUCUAUUGUUUAUUGUGUUAGUGGUGGUUGAAAUUGCAAUAUUGGACCAAACAGUUAAAAUUGGGAUAGAAUAUAUUCUCGUGCGAUUACUGUGUAUUUUAAGUUAUAGUUUCAAAUUUGCCUAGUUUUUUCUUCUAAUAUGUUCUGGCUAUGGUAAGACGACGUUUAAAAUCAAAGUACCAUUUCUCAAUGAAAAAAAUAUAUAUGUUAUCAUAUUAACGUCUUGAUAUUAGUAAUAAUAACCAAAAUUUCAAUAAUCAAUGAUUACGAGUACUUCCUGGAAAACUUUUUUCACAUAUAUGAAAUAUUAAAAAUGACUAUUUUUGACAAUUUACACGAAAAUAUCUAAAUUAUUUCUACAACCAAGAUAUACCAUAGUCAGAUAUGACUAAUUGUGAAUAUAGAUAAAUUCUUGAUAAUUAAGGACAACAUCUAUCAGCACUUUUGAAUACAUUUAUUUAAAAUAUUGUGCUUUUUUGUUUUGUCCUAUUUUUGUUCUGUUUUUUAUUACUUUCAUUAUAUGCUUGCUAUUUUUACCAAUGCUGCUAAGUGUCGCGUUUAUGUUAUAUAAGAUAAACUGGAAUUAAACGGCACUGAUUCUAACUCCAAUACUGAUCUUAUCCGACUCAUUGUGACUAAUUUUUUUUUGGUGCUAUAGAUAAUAUCGUGUAUUUCAUGCUUGCAUAUUACCGUUUUGCUGUAUUUCAAUUUGGGAUGUUUUAUAAAUAGUUUCAGUAACUUCAGUGGAGUAACUUGUUCUGCUGGCAAUUUUGCAUUGAUUGUAUUAAGCGGUUGAAUAUCACUCUUAGAAAAUUUUUCUUCAUUUCCGAUAUUAGUUUCUUUGCUAAGAUUGAAAUUCUAUUUUGUAUCAUGCCCAGCUUAUGUGUAGAUUGCGACAGCGACUAUUAAACGUUUUGAAUAACAGUUGUGUUUUA
Molecule: messenger RNA, 3691 nt
Organism: Styela clava
Lineage: Eukaryota; Metazoa; Chordata; Ascidiacea; Stolidobranchia; Styelidae
Product: protein tweety homolog 3-like
Cellular component (GO): plasma membrane
Molecular function (GO): intracellularly calcium-gated chloride channel activity; volume-sensitive chloride channel activity
Source: RefSeq, a predicted model, not a curated record